AUGCGUGAAGUUUCAGCUCAAGAAAUACUUUCACAAGAUACGAUGCAUCAUUUAUUUGGAAAUUUAAAUGCCCUUGUUGACUUUCAAAGAAGAUUUUUAAUUCAAAUUGAAGAUCAAGCUGCUCAUUCUGUGAAGGAACAAAGGUUUGGAAGUUUAUUUAUUCAAUUUGAGGAUGCCUUCUCUGUCUAUGAACCCUUCUGUGCUAAUUUUCAAAUCGCUCAAGAUCUUGUGAUACAAGAAGCACCUAAACUACAGAAGCUUGCAAAUAUCAUGUCCCCAGUGUAUGAAUUACCUGCUAUGCUUAUUAAACCUAUUCAACGUGUUUGUAAAUAUCCACUUUUAAUUCAACAACUCAUCAAGGCUACUCCAGAAGAUUGGCCUUACGUUGAAGAAAAUAAGCAAGGUUUAGAAGCCAUUCAGAGAGUUGCAAAGAAAGUAAAUGAAACAAAACGAUUACAAGAGAAUUUGAUUGUUGUUCAAGACCUUAAGAAACAUAUUGUAGAUGAUUCUAUUAAUAACCCGGGAAUCCUGAUCGAUAGUGCUGGUCAAUUAUUAUUACAUGAUCGCUUUACCUUACAACGUUAUGAUACAGAUAACAGUCGUGAAGUUGUUGUAUUCUUAUUUGAUAAAAUCAUUUUUAUUUGUAAAGAAAUCAAGGAAAUGAAUAAGAAUUCAAUCUCUAUUAAAAAGAAAAGAAAGGACGGUUCUUUGGUUGUUCGAGGAAAAGUGUUAAUGUCUCGUAUUGAACAUGUUCGAGGUUCUUCAAGUCAAAAUGGUCAUUAUACACUACAUAUUUCUUGGUCUGAAGGUGGUGAUACACAGACAAUAUUAUUAAGAUGUCGUAAUGACGAACAUUUAAGGCAAUGGUUAGGUGUUAUUAUAGAGUUAAAAGAAUCAACAACAAAGGUAGAUAUGAUUACAGCACCACAAACACCUCGAAUGGAGCACAGUAAUUCAUUAUUUCAUUAUGAUGAAGAUGAAGAUGAUUAUUACACUGAAGGAGAUAAUAAUACCAGUACUCCUCAUCAUCAUCAUAGUGAAGAUGAAGAAAAUACCAAUAAUAACCAUAGUCCUAUCUUUAUGAGGAAUAGAUCUUAUAGUUACCAACAUUAUCGUUACCCUCCAGAAAUAACCAGUAGAAAGGCAUCUUUAUCGAACAACAGUACAGCUCGUCAUUUCAUGAAUGGUAUUCCUGGUAUCUCUUUGCCUCCUUUACCAAGGUCACCUACUACCAAUAAUACAAUUCCUGCUGUACCAGCACUCAGCAAUGCAAGUAUGUCAACUAUUCAUUCAAAUGAGUCAACAAGUCCUUAUUCCCCAUCUAAUCUAUCAUUUCCUUCAUCUCCUCCAACAAGUUAUCCAUCAUCACCAACACCAAUUGCUAGAACAAGCAGUAAUAAUGUGAAUAUAAACCCAAGUACUUCAAGUAGUAUAUUACCUUCUGGUGCACUGUGGCAAAGAAGACAACAACAACAACAACAACAAAAUGAUGAUAAUAAUAAACAACAACAGAGACAUCAUCAUGCUCGAGCUAGAUCACAAAGUAGUCCUAGCAUUCAAAAAUCUACUACUACAAAUCAGAUAGUGCCAAAUACACCAGAAACACCCAUAGUUAAUCUGAGUAGAAGAAAUAGUAAUGGAUCUAAACAUGAGUCACCUAUCGUUUCAACUCCUGUAGUACUUCCUCAACAACAGCAAGAGACUACAAAAGUGAAGGUACAUUAUUUUGGUGCGAUUUACGUGGUUGUUGUCCCUACAAACAUUGAAUUUGAAGAUCUUCAAAAACGCAUUGAGAAUAAAAUUAAGCUUUGUGGACAAGAAUUUGAAACAUCAAUACUUGGGUUAAAAUAUGAAGAUGAGGAUGGAGAUCUUAUUACGAUUAGUUCAAGUGAAGAUGUUCAAAUGGGCUUUGAAAACAAGGGACCUAAUAAUGCUGUUAAUCUUUAUGUUACUUCCUAA
Cokeromyces recurvatus is the source of this 1959-nucleotide messenger RNA. RefSeq lists its product as uncharacterized. The record is from RefSeq and is a predicted model, not a curated record. NCBI's taxonomy places the organism in Eukaryota, Fungi, Mucoromycota, Mucoromycetes, Mucorales, Mucoraceae. Gene Ontology annotation, molecular function: guanyl-nucleotide exchange factor activity; protein binding. Gene Ontology annotation, biological process: intracellular signal transduction; septin ring organization; establishment of cell polarity. The transcript is spliced from 2 exons. Gene Ontology annotation, cellular component: mating projection tip; cytoplasm; division septum. Bases 1 to 1959 code for a protein of 652 amino acids.